Messenger RNA from Physeter macrocephalus (sperm whale), 4223 nucleotides. RefSeq names its product phosphatidylinositol binding clathrin assembly protein (gene PICALM). The record is from RefSeq and is a predicted model, not a curated record. Gene Ontology annotation, biological process: clathrin coat assembly; clathrin-dependent endocytosis; synaptic vesicle budding from presynaptic endocytic zone membrane. Gene Ontology annotation, molecular function: 1-phosphatidylinositol binding; clathrin heavy chain binding; SNARE binding. The coding region runs from base 193 to 2334 and encodes 713 amino acids. The transcript is spliced from 23 exons. NCBI's taxonomy places the organism in Eukaryota, Metazoa, Chordata, Mammalia, Artiodactyla, Physeteridae. Gene Ontology annotation, cellular component: synaptic vesicle; extrinsic component of presynaptic endocytic zone membrane; clathrin-coated pit.
CUUGCCUGACCCCGCGGGUGACAAGAGCCGGUUCUUUCCGGGCUGGUGGGAGCGCGCGGCCCUGAGCCCCGCCCCAGGCCGGCAGGCGGAGAAGGAGCCGGUGGGGGUAGGGGGGGUGGGGGUCCUCCGGCGCUUGGGGGUCCCAGUCCCCGCCGGCUGCCGAGCGGGAGGGGUGGCGGAGGAGCCGCAGAGAUGUCCGGCCAGAGCUUGACGGACCGAAUCACCGCCGCCCAACACAGUGUCACCGGCUCGGCCGUGUCCAAGACAGUAUGCAAGGCCACGACCCACGAGAUCAUGGGGCCCAAGAAAAAGCACCUGGACUACUUAAUUCAGUGCACAAAUGAGAUGAAUGUGAACAUCCCGCAGUUGGCAGACAGUUUAUUUGAAAGAACUACUAACAGUAGUUGGGUGGUGGUCUUCAAAUCUCUCAUUACAACUCAUCAUUUGAUGGUGUAUGGAAAUGAGCGUUUUAUUCAGUAUUUGGCUUCAAGAAACACGUUGUUUAACUUAAGCAAUUUUUUGGAUAAAAGUGGAUUGCAAGGAUAUGAUAUGUCUACCUUUAUUAGGCGGUAUAGUAGAUAUCUAAAUGAAAAAGCAGUUUCAUACAGACAAGUUGCAUUUGAUUUCACAAAAGUGAAAAGAGGGGCUGAUGGAGUUAUGAGAACAAUGAACACAGAAAAACUCCUAAAAACUGUACCAAUUAUUCAAAAUCAAAUGGAUGCCCUUCUUGAUUUUAAUGUUAAUAGCAAUGAACUUACAAAUGGGGUAAUAAAUGCUGCCUUCAUGCUCCUGUUCAAAGAUGCCAUUAGACUGUUUGCAGCAUACAAUGAAGGAAUUAUUAACCUGUUGGAAAAAUAUUUCGAUAUGAAAAAGAACCAGUGCAAAGAAGGUCUUGACAUCUAUAAGAAGUUCCUGACUAGGAUGACAAGAAUCUCAGAGUUUCUCAAAGUUGCAGAGCAAGUUGGAAUUGACAGAGGUGAUAUACCAGACCUUUCACAGGCCCCCAGCAGUCUUCUUGAUGCUUUGGAGCAACAUUUAGCUUCCUUGGAAGGAAAGAAAAUCAAAGAUUCUACAGCUGCAAGCAGGGCGACAACACUUUCCAAUGCAGUCUCUUCCCUGGCAAGCACUGGCCUGUCUCUUACCAAAGUGGAUGAAAGGGAAAAGCAGGCAGCAUUAGAGGAAGAACAGGCUCGUUUAAAAGCUUUAAAGGAACAGCGCCUAAAAGAACUUGCAAAGAAACCUCAUACCUCUUUAACAACUGCAGCCUCUCCUGUGUCCACCUCAGCAGGGGGUAUAAUGACUGCACCAGCCAUUGACAUAUUUUCUACCCCUAGUUCUUCUAACAGCACAUCAAAGCUACCAAAUGAUCUGCUUGAUUUGCAACAGCCAACUUUUCACCCAUCUGUACUUCCUAUGUCAGCUGCUUCUCAGGUAGCAAGUACAUGGGGAGAUCCUUUCUCUGCUACUGUAGAUGCUGUUGAUGAUGCCAUUCCAAGCUUAAAUCCUUUCCUCACAAAAAGUAGUGGUGAUGUUCACCCUCCCAUUUCUUCAGAUGUAUCCACUUUUACUACUAGGACACCUACUCAUGAAAUGUUUGUUGAUUCUUUUUGUGGUACUCAAGCUUAUCGUAAUACUACCCUUAUGUGCCAUGAACCUUCUACUGUAGCUGGUUUAUUUGGAGGAUUCACUCCUUCUCCAGUUUCACAGCCACAUCCUUCAGCUGGCCUUAAUGUUGACUUUGAAUCUGUGUUUGGAAGUAAAUCUACCAACAUUAUUGUAGAUUCUGGGGGCUUUGAUGAACUAGGUGGACUUCUCAAACCAACAGUGGCCUCUCAGAACCAGAGUCUUCCUGUUGCCAAACUCCCACCUAACAAGUUAGUAUCUGAUGACUUGGAUUCAUCCUUAGCCAACCUUGUUGGCAAUCUUGGCAUUGGAAAUGGAACCACUAAGAAUGAUGUAAAUUGGAGUCAGCCAGGUGAAAAGAAGCUAACUGGAGGAUCUAACUGGCAACCAAAGGUUGCACCAACAACUGCUUGGAAUGCUGCAACAAUGAAUGGCAUGCAUUUUCCACAAUACGCACCCCCUGUAAUGGCCUAUCCUGCUACUACACCAACAGGCAUGAUAGGAUAUGGAAUCCCUCCUCAAAUGGGAAGUGUACCUGUAAUGACACAACCAACCUUAAUAUACAGCCAGCCUGUCAUGAGACCACCAAACCCUUUUGGCCCUGUAUCAGGAGCACAGCUGUCGGCAGCAUCCAGCCCCUCCAGUCACAGUCCUCACAGAGCUUCAGGAAAGGACCCUUUUGCAGAGCUCUCUUUGGAGGAUUUCUUAUAAAUCACUUUAGAUACAGUUUAUGUAACUAGAUGGAAGAGAAUGGAAUUAUUCCAAAAAGACAAGUGCUCAAGCAGCAAAUACUUACUUCCAGCAAAAUCCAAACUGCUGUCUCUUAAACUCUCAUUAGAAUGCUACAGUAACCCAAUGAAGGCCCAUGAAGGAAAUUGGGACUAGUCUAUACGAGAACGUAUCAAUACAGUUUAUAAAGCCAAGAAUUACCAUGAAUUCAGACUGUCUUUUUGGUGACUAAUUCUUCAGUUCUUUCAUCUCCUAUUAAUACCCAUAAUCAGUAACCUACCAAGAAAAGCCCUUAUUUGGAAAGAGUGAAAAUUUGUAUUUGGAAAAGCUGCCUGGAGAGAAGAGCUGUGUCCUUUACUGUAAUGCAACAGGACUCUUUUGGGGGGGAUCAAAUCAUAAUUCUUAAUUAUGCAGUAUCUUUCUUUUCUCCAGUCCUCACAGAUACAGAAACAGUAACUAAAAUUAACUUUUCUUUUUUAAAAAUUAUAUAUUCAGUUUGCAGUAGACAUUCCUUAAGUAUUUGUAUUUAUUUAUGAUUAUCAAUUUACAUAACAUUAAUAUUGUAUCAAACCUCCUUAUGAAAAUGAGUAUGGAUGUACACAGUAUGUUUGAUUUUUAUCCAUAAGAAUGAAUCUGAUUCAGAAUGCUUUUCGGCUGACAUACAGAGCACUAAAUAUUUUAAGGCAAGUCCAUAGGUCCGAAUCGCUUAAGAAUUCUCAGUUUCUAUGGGAUUUAGGGAAGCAUUAUAAAUGCAUUAAUCCUUAUAGUCAAUUCUGUGCCUAGGAUUUUGCAAGGGAACAGUUCACAGAACUGGGAAAAGCACUACAUUUUAAAUUCAGCAUUAGUGCAUUGGGAAGGAACUUUACUGCUUUGUGCUUGGCAUGUCAUUAUUUUCGAUUUGACAUUAGGGCCUUUCCAAAAUGAAUGUGAGGAAUUGCUUUCACUUCAAGACUUUCCUUCUUUUCAGUAAAACUCUAGGAGGUGUUAUGGGGGGGGAGGGGAGGGGACAAAAUCCUUGAACCUUUUAUUUGGCUCAUGCCAUGUUAUGAUCAUGUACCUUUUAAAUAAGGGGAAAUAGUAUCUUUAAAGUUAAUGUCUAGCCAAGAGUUUAGUUAACGAAGAAUUAAGCUGCACUGUUGAUCGGUGCUUUGUGUAAAUACAUCUUAACAUUUGGGUUGAGAGGGGCCUUAAGAAGGACAGUUUGUUGUAGGAAAGCAAUUCUGUACAUGAGUUAAGCAUACUUGUUGCAUUGUCUCUGCAGAUUCUAUUUUUGUUUACAAUAUUAAAAUGUAUGUUAGCAAAAAUGGGUGGAUUUUCAAAUAAAAUGCAGCUUCCACAAAACUUUUGUUAUGGUAUUCUGGUCUGAGGCACAUUUACUUUUUUCCUCUUUUCUUUAUCAUUGGUAUUAUUAUUUUUUGCUAAUAAAAGUAUACCCAAGUGAUUAUAUUUGAUGAUUUAAUAAAAUGUAAAAUUUAUUUCUCUUUUAACUUAACUUCCAAAAAGCUUGAUCUUGGUACUUUUUGUUACCUUCUAGACACUGAUAAACUGAACUGCUUAUUAAAACUGUUCAUUUUUGUCUUUUGAUCAGAUGCCUUCGGUCAGGUAAGUUUAAGGGAGAAAAUGCUUUGAAUUUGACAUAUUGAUGCAUGUGAUUAUGUCUGCCAAAGAAACCUCUGACUGUAUCGUGUUUCAUGUUGAAUAGUAAGUAGGACUCAGAGUACAUGAUAGAGGGACUAAAAGCUUUGCAUUGAUAAAUGUCUGCAUACUAUUUGCCAUGGUUGGAAAAAAUAGUCUUUAACCAAUAUACUUUGUUAAUUUUACCACUUUUUAAGUUUCACUAUUAUUAAACCAUUUUCAUACAGACUGGAAAA